Messenger RNA from Caenorhabditis sp. 36 PRJEB53466, 7689 nucleotides. NCBI's taxonomy places the organism in Eukaryota, Metazoa, Nematoda, Chromadorea, Rhabditida, Rhabditidae. The record is from the annotation of a GenBank genome assembly.
AUGACCAGUAAAAAGCUGCUGAAGCGAUUUUCCUCGAGCGUAUCAGGUAUUAAUAUUUCUCACUGAACGUCAUUGAAAAUAACAUCCUUCAGAUCUCCUGAAAAUUCAAAAGAAUGGAUUGGAAGAUGACGAAGAAUUGUUUGGUGUUUUAUAGUCAUGUUCGAAAAAUAUAUAGUUUUCAGUUAUACUCCACUGCAAUUUGCUAUCAAGAUCGGAAACUCUAUCAUGGUUAAAAAUUUUGUAGAUUCAAAAUCCGUUUGGAUUGAUGAACCAAAUAACAAAGGUAACACAAAAAGGAAAAAAUUUAGACAUUCAUUUUACUUAAACUCAGGAAGAACAGCUCUGCAUUCGUGUAUUGUUCAUGGAAACAUAGAACUCGCUUCGGUUCUGCUGGCAGGAGGAGCAAAUGUAGACUGCGUCGACUUUGACGGAAUCUCACCAUGUCACCUUGCAUGCAAAAAUGGGAUGAUUGAUCAUGUACCUGUUAUGUUCAAUUUUCAAUUCAUCAGUUAUUUUAUUUAGUUCAACCUUUUAUUAUACUACCAUGCAGAUAUUUGCUCAGUCAACAGGACGGGAAGAACGCCAUUUGAUCUUGCAUGCGAGUACGGACAAGAGAAAGUUAAAAGCUGGUUGAAGUUAUUUAUUAAAACUUUUAUUUCAGAUGUUAGAAGUCAUAUUGAAUUGCGGAAUAAAAACGGAAAAGUUUCAAAGUUCAGAUGAAAAUCACACUGCAUCUGCAUUUCAUUUAGCUGCAGCAAAUGGGCAUGUUCAAGUAAUUCACUUUAUUUCGGAGAAGUACUGUUUACUUUCUUCCUAGGUUAUGACGGUUCUACUUCACCACAGCUGGGACAUAAACACAAAAACAAACGAAGGGUCUGCACUACACUUAGCUGCAGGUUUUGGACGAGUUCAAUCUGUUAGGUUCCUGUUGAAAGUAAAUUUGGACACUAAGUAAAUGUGAAUAAUGCAAUUUUUCAUAGUCGAGGAUUGAUGGAAGCAUAAAAAAUGCAAACGGUAUGACGGCUUAUGAGUGGGCAAAGAAAACGAACUGUCGCAAUCCGAUUACUUUUAAAGAAAUUCAUUUUUUAUUAAAAAGUAAGUCUGAAUUAUCUUUUCAGAACUACUAGAAAAUUUUUAUUGUAGAUAUCUCACUCUUCGUGUUUCUGAUUUAUGUGAGAGCCCAUUUGAUCGAGUUUAAGUACAUAUAGGUCUAUGUGUUCUACAUGUACCAAAAAUAUGUACCGAAAGUCUAUCAAAUGGGUUCUCCAAGAAGCAAAUGCUUCUACUCAGAAAAAUUACAGCAACAUUAGAAAUCUAUGAAAGUAGCAAAAAUGAUCUUAAAUGCAAGAAUGAAUUUUUUUUUGUGAUUUUCCAACGUUUGUUCAACAGCAGAAGUUUUUAUUCAAACAUGAGUGCGCAAUUCAUUAUGACCUUGAAUACGUACGCGAACGCUUGCGUCGCAGUUUGCAUUCUUACCGACGGAGUAAGUCCUUGUUCUGUUCGCACAUUUUUCAGUGGCAACCUCUUUUUGCGCUUUUACGAUACAAAAAUUACUAUAAGAAAUGCACAGUGUUUCUUUUCAAAACCAGAUUUAGAACGGCCAUUCAAACACAAUCAUCAUCAUUUUUUCUGUGUUUGAGAUUAUUCCGUUUUUCAUCUAUUGCUCGCAUUGAGAACAAACAAUAAGACUUUCGCGCGAUUAGAUUGUUCCGAGCAGAAACAAAAAAUAUUGAUUUUUUUAAACAACUAUGAACGUAUUUCAGAUUUUCACACAUUCACGGAUGCCAUAGCAUUGAAGAAUCAUUGCGGAGUAAAAGCAGACGAGCUGUGUUUUUCAAAAGGAGAUAAAGUUUGGGUAAGUUUCAAUUAUGAAUGAAUUUGAGAAUCACGUUACUUGAAUGUAGAUUAUUAAUCGCUCUGAUCAAAACUUAUGGAAAGGAAUUGUGUUUGGCCAAAAAGGAAACUCUCGAAGUGGUUAUUUUGAUCCAAGCACUGUAGUAGAAGAAUCCGAAGCAGUACUACAAAGUAAGUUCUCGUAAUAUUUUAAAUUCAUAUUAAAAUUUUAACUCAUUUAUUGCAGUUCUACCGCCAAAAGUUAUGCGAUCGAGAACGGAUUCAUCAGAAAUGAAAUCAUUCGCAUUUUGCGGAACGACUCCUUUGGGAUUAGAUCAGAAUGGUAUGCUCAGUUUAAUUAAUAGGAAUCAUGUAAAUCUGCAGGUGUGAACAGAAUUCACAUGACUUCAUUUGGAAAGCCAUCAAUGCCUAACAGGAAACUUCUCAACUUUCGGUAAUGUCCUUUUUCUUUUUUUUCUCACUGGAAUGGUAACAACGACACAAAAGGAAAAAAUUACUUGCGUAACAAGACUUCAUCUGAUUAAUUGUUUUCAGAAGUACGUCAACAAAAUCAUCAUCCGGUGCAAUUGGUUCAGACGCUCAUGAACUUUUUUACAGACAGCAAUCAACAAGUAUGUUUUUUUAAAUGUUUUACUUUUUGCACUUACCGUACUAUGGGAAUCCAGGGCAGAACCAAAUGGUACCAAUUUCAAAAAUUUUACAAUGGUAUGGGUACGCUGAAUUUUUUGUGACCAGUCUAGUUUAGUUAUUCACCAGUCUCUCAGAUUUUUUCUUUGAAUUGUAAUCUGUACAUUGCAUCACAAAUAAAAUAGGAUUUUUCAUUUUUUGAGGAAAAAUACAUCUGCAAACGAUGAAUUCGAAAAUAACAUUUCUGAGCUUCACGGAAGUGCCAGUCUUUUCCAUUCACACAAACUUUUCGGCAUUCAAAAGUGUUUCGUAGUUUUGGAUGGACAGAUUCUGUAGUAUUCUUUGUUCAGUAUUAAAAUUCAACAAGAAAGAUUUGAAACCCUUGAUGCAAAGUCAUUUGAUAUAGUCACAUACGUGUACUUGCUUUUUUGUUUGAAUAGUGGACCAAUUUCUGAAUUCAUUUCUUUGGUUUUCUGUUACGCAAAUGUAAUUCAAAUGUAAAUUUCAUUUUGCCUACUUUUCUAAAGUUUCUUAGUUUCUAAGGGAACUCAUGGGCUCAUUCAGUCGGAGAAAAUAUAGUUUUUUUUCUUUCUUUUUGGUCUUACCUGUUUUGAAUCGGGUUUCACAGAAAUGACGGGUUUCUUUCUUGGCUUUAUGAGCCCAUCAAUUACAGCAAUAAAAAUAACAAAAAAAAUUCAGCCCCAUUUAACAUGUAUGCCUCGACAACAUCUCUUCACCCAUCUAAAGUUGAUAUGUUCUCUCCUCCAUGUACCAGUCCCAGUCACAGUAGUUCUGGAUUCGAAAGCAUGAAAGUAGGUGUCACACAGCAUUGAAGAAUGGAAAACAAUAAUUUUAGUGCUCAACUUCCACAUCUGCAUCAUCAUUUCCUUCGGCCGUCCAGACGAAUGAGUAUGAACCAACUCUAAGCAUUCAUUCUGCCGAAAGCUGUAGUGGGUCUUCAUUGUCAAUUCACGGCUCAGAAGACUAUGGGAGUCAAAAACCAGCAGAACUAGAUGUGACAAGUUUGUCAUUAAACGGAAUUUCUCAUGCCGAAAUUCUUGUGAGAUGGCUGAAUAGCUUGAACAUGAGCGGCUUUCUUACCUUGUUUUUGAAGCAAGGGUAUGAUCUUCAGACAAUCGGUACAGUAAUUCUAUAUUAAGAGGCAAUGUCUGAGAACCUCGAAAUUCGCUAAUUACACCAGGUCACUAAAAAUUCAGAAUGCUUCAAUUCGUCUCAUAUUAUACCCAAUGGGUACUUACAUAACAGUGAUACAUCAGACAAGUUUUGGUCCGGCUCCUUGGUCCCUAGUUCGAUCACGGUCACAAAAUAGGUCAAACCUGUAACUAAUUUCAAAAAAAUGCUACCGUCUCAGACUCAAAGCCAUUCGAUUUCUCGCAUUUUUUUAAGCAUUUUUCAUGUUGGCACCAAAAAUUUAUCACCUUUCCUUCAUGGAGAAAUUUCGGAUUUUUCGUGAAAAAGUUGAGUUGUUCUGCAGUUUUCCUCCGUGGUGAAAAUUUUUUGCACUUCAUAGCCACGAUUUUAUUUCAAAUUCAUAAUCUACGGACAAUUUUACGUCGAUAUACCAUACUGUCGCACAUUUGCCGAUUGACAUCAAAGGAGUUUUUUUCAAAAGUUUGAUUCGGUCUCAAAAAAAAGUUUCUGUUCUGUUUUUGGAAAACGUACAGAAACAAGGGAAUUCCUGUUUAUAGACGUUUUUCAUGCUAAAAACUGUAAUUCUGUUAUGUAUUCGUCAGAUACAGCUUUGUAAACGUAGCGAUUAAAACAUGUUGAAAUUUUUUGUCAGCCGGAUAGAUUUUUCGAGAUGUGUUCGCUUUGACCCAAUAUUUUAUGCUUUCUCUCGUUUUUAUUUUUCAAUGUUCAUCUAACUUUUUGUGAAGCAUUUAUUUGGUCGUUCUCCGAUUGAUUCAAGAACGGUAAACAAGAAGUACAUAUUAUAGGGGCACCGCACAGAAAUGGCGCUCUGUUGAGAAACUCUUUUUGCAGUGCAAAUUGAGCGACCUCGGGGCCGAGUUUGAAAAGUUAGGCCACAUUUUCAGUGGAAAAUUACUUCGCGGCCUAGAAAUUCGGCCAGAUUGCGAACAGCGCGCCUUUUCUGUCCGGUGCCCCUAUAAUACACAUGGGGCAACACUCAACAACAAAAGUACAUCAAAUAGGUAUAAAAGCACAAAGCAAAUUUUGUGUAGCUAUUCUUCUUCCUAUUUUCAAACUGCUGAUAUUAUUAGAUGGCCAAUAUUACAGAUUAUAAUGAAACUCAUUGUUUUCCUGAUUGUACAGUUGCUCUUGCAAUGGUCAAUUUGUUCCGUCAAAUAAUUUGAAGUCAUUGACUGGAACAUACGAGUUCGAACAUGCCGGAUAAACUUCAACUGUGAUUGGGUCUAUUAAUGAAUAACGAAAUGCUGUACUGUCGCAGAAGCAGACCAAGUUUUGGUACUUUUCGGAUUGUACUAAGUCAACUGAUUCUCAAAACACUGCUUGCAUUGAAGAAGAAGAUGCAAAUGAAGUGGAAAGCGAUGAAGUGAGACCGCGGUACGAAGACGCUUUGGGAAAGAUAUUUACAUGCCCAGAGGAAGGAUGCUCAGCUGCAUUUUUGAGAUAUUCAAGCGUGGUCAAGCAUGUUGAACGUGGACAACAUAUAAUUCGACCUGAACGGCAGACACUUCGUGAUUUUUCAUUGAAAUAUUUUAUUCGUGGUUUCGAAGAAGUGGAUGAGUCAAAAAAUUGCCAAAUAAUUUCGGAUGCUGUGAAAAAACUGAAGGAGACGAACGAGAAGACGUAAUUGGAGGACGGAUGGGCACUCCAAGUAAGACAAAAAAGAAAACCGUUCGAGGAUGACGUCAAAAAAAUUUUUAAUCGAGCGUUUUGACGGAGGCUUGGAAGAAAAAUGUCAACAUGCGGAUCCGAGAAUUGUUGAAAAGAGAAUGGCAGAAGCUAGAAAUCCAGACGGUUCUAAGCGGUUUUCAGUGGAUCAAAGGAAAGACUUCUGUCAGAUUGCCGGUUUCUUCUCUCGUGAAGCAGCGAAAAGGCAAUCAAAAGCAGCACGAUCGCGACGCGCUCAAGAAAUGAAGGAUGAAUCGUGGAAGGAAGACUAUACUAUUCCAGAGGAAGAGCAUGACGAUGCUGGAGUGAUCCGAUAUUUGAAACUUGAGAGCACUUGGACUAUCGGUGAUUCUUUUUAUUACGCACUGAUGGAAUCCAGUGAUCCAAUUUUUGCUAUGGAAGAAACUGAAAUGUGAAGAAAAGACGCUUUAUAACUUUCUUGUUUUAGGUUUUUCUCAUGUACUUUGUUGUUGAGUGUUGCCCCUUGUGUAUGUACUUCUUACCGUUCUUGAAUCAAUCGGAGAACGACCAAAUAUAUGCUUCACAAAAAGUUAGAUGAACAUUGAAAUAAAAACGAGAGAAAGCAAAAAAUAUUGGGUAAAAGCGAACACAUCUCGAAAAAUCUAUCCGACUGACAAAAAAUUUCAACAUGUUUUAAUCGCUACGUUUACAAAGCUGUAUCUGACGAAUACAUAACAGAAUUACAGUUUUUAGCAUGAAAAACGUCUAUAAACAGGAAUUCCCUUGUUUCUGUACGUUUUCCAAAAACAGAACAGAAACUUUUUUUUGAGACCGAAUCAAACUUUUGAAAAAAACUCCUUUGAUGUCAAUCGGCAAAUGUGCGACAGUAUGGUAUACCGACGUAAAAUUGUCCGUAGAUUAUGAAUUUGAAUUAAAAUCGUGGCUAUGAAGUGCAAAAAAUUUUCACCACGGAGGAAAACUGCACAACAACUCAACUUUUUCACGAAAAAUCCGAAAUUUCUCCAUGAAGGAAAGGUGAUAAAUUUUUGGUGCCAACAUGAAAAAUGCUUAAAAAGAUGCAAAAAAUCGAAUGGCCUUGAGUCUGAGACGCUAGCAUUUUUUUGAAAUUAGUUACAGGUUUGACCUAUUUUGUGACCGUGAUCGGACUAGGGACCAAGGAGCCGGAUCAAAACUUGUCUGAUGUAUCACUGUUAUGUAAGUACCCAUUGGGUAUAAUAUUAGACAAAUUGAAGCAUUCUGAAUUUUUAGUGACCUGCAGUUUUUGAACUUCUCAGACAUUGCCUCUUAAUUCAUUGCACAAAACUUUCAUUUUGCAGCUCGAUGCACUCCUGCAGAUUUGUUGAGUCUUGGUAUAAAAGAUCCAAACCACCGGAAAAAAUUGAUUAAUAGUAUUCAUAGCUGGAAAAUAAAUAACGACUGGCCACAUUUCAUACAGAAUAAUUGUUUGCGGUAAGCAAAUGAGAAAAAUAAGUCAAGUCGCUCAUUUUUCAGAGAAUGGCUGAGGGUAAUAGGAUUAGCCGAGUACAUUUCUCUUUUCGAAAGACAAAAGUAUUACAAUGUCAGUGACCUUUUGAGCUUGAACUGGGAAGAUUUUGAAAAUAUUGGAAUAAAACGGCUUGGACAUUUAAAACGUUUAGGAUUGGCUAUCAAAAAACUGAAAGUAGGUCGUAUAAUCAGUAAGCAUAAUCGGUUUCUGUUUUAGGAAUUUCAAAGAAAUUGUAAUUCGAAUGUCAUGAACUCUCCACAAAACAACCUGUACUAUGUUCAGGCUGACUAUUAUCAUGCCCCCAGAUCAAAAGAUAGAGCUCAUCAAUUCAAUGAUCCGCCACCACCAGCACCUGUUUUUUCAAACCAACCUAAACUUAGACAUUGCAAGGAAAUUGACUACUUCAGUUACCAAAACAAUUACAAAAACAUUCCCAAAGUUGCUCCGGAAAAACAAACCUCACCGGCAUCUGAAAAGAUGAACUUCGAUCCGUUUUUGUCAAGAGAUACUCCAAUCCGAUUGAAUUUGGUGUCAACAGGGAAGUUACUAAACGGGAUAAGUAAACUGGAGCAAAAUAUUGACUCUACUCUGACCCAAAAAGGUUUGGUUCAAAUUUUGAAACAUACUUUACCAAUAAGACAUUUUUUAAGUGACGUCUCCGGUUCAACACAAUCACCGUACGUCGUAUUCUUGCAGCAAGCAGACAACUUCUUUUCACGUUCCUACGUCGUUGCCACCAUUACUAUUAGAAGAUCAUCCCAGGUUAUAAUAGUUUGUUAAAACAUUUGUACUAUUUCAAUAAUUACAGUGAUCACUCAUCAACAUCCAGCCUUACGAAACUAUCAAUGGACGAACUCUUAGAGGAUAUUCAAAGCGCCAUGAGAGCUCUGACACCUCUAUAA